This is a messenger RNA of Eurytemora carolleeae, 2525 nucleotides long. RefSeq lists its product as uncharacterized. The record is from RefSeq and is a predicted model, not a curated record. NCBI's taxonomy places the organism in Eukaryota, Metazoa, Arthropoda, Copepoda, Calanoida, Temoridae.
AAAGAUGAACCACGAACCUCCUAUGGCUCAAAUUCAAAAUAGACUUCAGGAGAGACGUCCAAGUGGGGUGCUGCCUAUGUCUUACAUGAAUAUGACCAAGAAAGAAGAUGAGUUUAAGAAAAGGAUGCAGGAAAAGAAAAAGAUGAAUAAAUUACAAGUUAACAAACAAACUAGCAACAAACAACCUACAGUCCAUACAGAAGAGUUAAACCAUAAAUCUGAUACAGUUCUGGAGGAGGGGGAUGAGAAUUACGACUACGUGAGCUUGAAGCGGGUUCCAUUAAAGGUAUCAGAGAAUACCAGAACAUCUAGAGGGUCUCUCAUACCAGAAAAUUGUUUCGAAGAUAAGGAUGUCCCUAUAGUUGAGAAUGGAGAAAAUGACCCUUAUCCCCUGAACUCGGAAACAGAAAGACGACAUUACCUCAGCUCAAAGGGUAUGAUGUCGUAUUUCACCGAUCAGUUCCCUAGUAUCUGUGAUAGACUGGAGAAGGAACUGUUUAAGGACCCGGAGAAUUCUAGAGUUUUUCCACCAGAUAUAUUUUGCAGGGAAAUGUCGGACAGAAAAAUGUUUAUUUGGAAGUUUUCUCCCUCUAUGGAAUGCGGAUUCUGGCCGGACGAGGGGUUCGAGUAUAUUCUCAGGAAACGGUCUAUAAUGCGUGACAAAAGAACAGGAGUUGAGUAUCAAUGGCCUAGCCAGGAACAAAUAGCUGCAGUUCAAACCUUAGGCUUUAACAUUGCUCCCAAGGGCUUUACAUAUCCUCGCAAGGAGCAUGUUAAUCAAGACUCAGAUAUAGGUUGGGAAAUGAAGUUUACCAAAGCAGAUCUAUACAUCUCUCGAAAUCUUCAUCACCCAAAGCUUCGAGUGUAUAUCUUCUCUCUUAUCCUCUUUAAAGCAUUUCUCGAGCCUUUCGAAGGGAUCAACGAACAACAUUUCCGGUAUAUAUUCUACUGGCUGGUUGAGCGAAGCCCGGGGGACUGGACCGAGGAAAAUGUCGGUGAGAAAGUUAAGCUUCUAAUGGAAUACUUGAAGAAGCACUUGACCAAGCAAAAAAUGCCGCAUUACUUUCUCUCCAAGUGCAACAUGUUCGCCACUGUUGCAAACCAUAGGCUCCGAGCGGCCCAGGAGAAGGUUUAUAGGAUACUAGAAAACCCUGUAGUUCACUUCCUUCAGUCCAUCAGUAACAUUCACUAUGAGAAAAACUUCUAUCCAAAAAUGGACACCAAGAAAUUAUUCCGAAUUCUUACUGACGGCAACCUUCUGGCUAAAUCUCUAAAUGUUGGAGCUACUGAUCCAAGUAUAACAGGAUCUCUUGCCGCUAUACCGAAGGAGGUUAAACCAAAAGGCGACCGCUAUCAGAUGAAGAUGCGCGAGGAGCGGAGAAAGUUGGAAGAAAAAGAAAAGGUGAUGAAUGAGGUGAAAGAGUCAAGACGACCUGCUAAAAAUCCAAUAGAUGUUGAUGCAACAUUGCCGGCCCGUCUAGAUGAACUACGUAAAAGAUAUGUUUUGGAGUUCUUCAUCGAACACUUUAUAAAGAUGGCUGAAAAGUCUAAUAUAUUCCGAGCUUAUGGUCAAGGAUAUAUGUAUACCCAACAUGCUGACAACCUACUCAUUCUACUGAGUAAGCUCGGUUAUGAAGGCUCAAAAGAAUACAAUACUUUUGAGGAGAACUUAUUCAGAUUAAAGCAGAAUACUGAGGCUGUUUAUGACAAGGACUAUUGGAGUAUUGCAUACAGUCAUCCUAAGCUGACUCACUCAACUAGCUUUAGAUCAAUUGAUAUUUCAUCAAUCCCACUUCCAUCGUUACCAGAGCAGAAGGCCUCUCCUAUUCCUGGAACCAAGCAGAUGAAUGGUGUAACUGUGAGCAUAGACGUGCAUUCUCCAGUAAUAGGAGUAGAAAGAGGAGAAAGAGUAAAAGGAGGAUCAGGUGAUAAUGUCCAGGAGGAACUCCUUGAGGAAGAUGAACAGGAUAAUGAUGAUGAGACUGAUGAGAAGCAUUCAGAUGUCUGGGACAGGAUUGAUAUUGGAUUCUCUGUAGAAGAAUCCGACGAUUUUGAUACAAGGUUGUGAGGUUUCAACACUAAUCGUAUUCUAAAAUACCGUUAAUCUUGACCGAUUGAUUUCGAUAUCCAAUGUGGGCUCUCUGAAAGUUGAAAGUAACUGCUUGAUCCUUCAAUCAAAGUUAUCCCUGUAGGGUAUGACCAGCACGGGAUAAAUUGAUCCGUGUGCAUGAAAUGAAGAUCAAUGUUUGAACCUGAGAUUAAAGGAACAGAUAUUAUCUAUGUAUUGUAUAUAUCUUAAAUGUACUUAAAUCUACAAUUAUAUGCAGUCCCAACCUUUUCUACUGCUCUCCUUGGGCGAACGGGUAUUAAGCGUCUUAAGAGAAAACGUCCAAAAACGUUGAAAACCGUAUAUAAUUAUAUAAUUUUCUUGAACUAUUUGUAUAUUUUAAAAAUUUUAGUUUGUUUUAUCCAUUCACUAAUCUAUUCAAGUUAGCAAUGUAAAUAAAGGAAAUUGUUUUUCGCUA